Molecule: messenger RNA, 1592 nt
Organism: Erigeron canadensis
Lineage: Eukaryota; Viridiplantae; Streptophyta; Magnoliopsida; Asterales; Asteraceae
Product: probable GMP synthase [glutamine-hydrolyzing]
Exons: 6
Coding region: 337-1443 (368 amino acids)
Biological process (GO): base-excision repair
Molecular function (GO): DNA-3-methyladenine glycosylase activity
Source: RefSeq, a predicted model, not a curated record
UUUCUCUCUCUCAUAAUUUGUUGCUCACUCCUUCUCUCACUCUCAAAACACACACUUCUAUAACACACACAUACACACAGUGACUGAGACAAGAAUCACACACAUUCCUCUUCUCAGAAGCAACACAUCUUUCAUUCACAUUUACAUUUACAUACAAAAUCAGGCUGUUAUAUGAAGUUUUUUGUUGAGAAGAUGAGAAAUUUUUAAGGCCCACAAAAAAAAGUUUCAAACUUGGUUUAGUUUGAUAAUUUUAGAAGUGGGAUUAGAUAACUGCAUUCGGGUGGUUUCGAAUUUGGUUAGUUGUUAGAAGGUUAAAUAAGAUUAGUUUUACUUUUGAUGUCUGGAGCUCCAGGGGUUAAGUCUAUGAAUGUGACAGAAUCAGAAGCAAGAUCGAUUCUUGGGCUUACGGGAAAUAAGUCUCUUAGUCCAGUAAGUAGAAGAAAACCUGUGUCAAAAGCGUCGAAAAAGAUUGAGAUGUCACCAGAAGAGGGGAUGAUAGGGGGGAAAGAUAGAGGGGUUGCAGUAUCAUCGCCUCCUUUUAGUUCUAGGGGCGUUCCUUCGAUAUUGCGUAGACAGGUUUCACUUAAUGCGUCAUGUUCUUCGGAUGCAUCUACUGAUUCAUUUCAAAGUCGGGCGUCUACUGGUAGGAUUUAUAGAACAGGUAGUUAUACUAGAGGUAGGAGGCAGUUGGCUUCAAAACCAAAACCGGUCGUUAUUGAUAGUGCUUCGGAAGCUUCACCUGAUGAUUUACAUUCCAAGAAAAGGUGUUCUUGGGUAACAUCAAGUUCAGAUCAAUCCUAUGCCAUUUUCCAUGAUGAAGAAUGGGGGGUUCCUGUACAUGAUGACAAAAAAUUAUUUGAGCUUCUUGUGCUUUCGGGGGCGUUAUCGGAACUUACAUGGCCUGCUAUCCUCAACAAACGACAUCUUUUUAGGGAAGUUUUUGCUGAUUUUGAUCCUAUAGUUGUCGGGAAAUUCAAUGAGAAGAAACUAGUAGGUCCCGGGAAUGCUGCAAGCUCUUUGCUUUCAGAGCUUAAACUGCGGGCCAUAGUCGAAAAUGCUCGCCAAAUAUCUAAGGUCAUAGAUGAAUAUGGAUCAUUCGACAAAUACAUCUGGAGCUUUGUGAACCAUAAACCCAUCGUUAGUAGAUUUCGAUACCCCCGACAGAUCCCUGUGAAAACCCCUAAAGCCGACGUGAUUAGCAAAGACCUCAUAAGGAGAGGGUUUCGUUGUGUGGGUCCCACGGUCAUCUAUUCAUUCAUGCAGGUGGCGGGUAUAACUAAUGACCAUCUUUGUAGUUGUUUUAGAUUUCAGGAAUGCAUGUUGAUUGCAGAAUUAGAGGAAGUUGGGUCAGCCAAAGUUAAAGAAAGUGAACAGAAAACCGAUGAAGGAAUUGAAUCUUGCAUAUGCAAUGCAAUUGAGGACUUGAAUUUCUCUUCCGGGUAACAUUUAGUUAUGCUACAUUUGAGAUAGUUAUGUAUGAUUAUCGAUAAACACUCAUAUUUGUAGAUGUAUGAUUAUCGCAACUGAAUUUCUACAAAAAUGACUGUUGAUUAUGGUAACAAGUUUGUAUAGCGGGAAAUAUUAGGAACCAA